Calidris pugnax (ruff) is the source of this 5352-nucleotide messenger RNA. RefSeq names its product ribosomal protein S6 kinase, 70kDa, polypeptide 1 (gene RPS6KB1). Gene Ontology annotation, biological process: cellular response to insulin stimulus; protein phosphorylation; lipid metabolic process. The transcript has 14 exons. Gene Ontology annotation, molecular function: protein serine/threonine kinase activity; phosphatidylinositol-4,5-bisphosphate phospholipase C activity; ATP binding. Bases 2829 to 4247 code for a protein of 472 amino acids. The record is from RefSeq and is a predicted model, not a curated record. Lineage: Eukaryota; Metazoa; Chordata; Aves; Charadriiformes; Scolopacidae.
GCCGCAGCGAGGGGGUUUUUUGGUUGUUUUUUUUUUCCUUCCUUCUUGUCACAUGUUUUAACGUCAGUGCAGAAACGCUAAUCUUUCUGGAACUGUAUAAAGUCGUUGCUCUAGCGGCAAAAUUAAAAGCAGAGCUUUAAAAUGCUGCGGUAGGCGUCUGUGUGGAUCAACGUGCAUCUCCCAUCUCAGGCUUUCACCCUGUGAUCUGCAGUUUGUCGUUUUGUAAUGUUCAUGUAGAUUCUGUUAAGGCUUUGGGGGGGGCUUUAUCACGAGAUCUCUGUUUAUAUUUUUCUAGUGCUACUGUUGCCUUUUUUUAUAUUGUUUUGUAUAUUAAACGUUUGCUGUUGCUUAAACUGCUACUGCAUUUCUUUUUUUUUUUUCUGUUUAAAUACUAAUGACGUUCUUGGAGUCUUUGAGAUAACCAGAUGCUCUGUGUCACAGUCGGAACACCUGCACUGCAUAGGAACUGUAGAGACCUUGUUUGACAGCUGAAGGCUUGAACGCUUCUCAACCUGCAGGAAAAAACACUGUCUGUCACCUCAAUAAUCAAUAAAAUGCUUGGCUUAAAAACCCACGUUGCUUGCAUCACACUGUUAAUGUUGCCAAGAACAGGUUCUGGGGAGGGGGGGGUGGCAAGAAACUUGAAUUUGUUCUCACUCGUGUUCCAGUAAUUCAGUCUUAGAGAAUAAUUUUUUAAAAUUCAUUACUUAUUGUGGAUUUUUUAAAGUUUCUAUGACUGAUGUUUACAUGGCAGAGCUGUGAGCGUGAAUGCACAUUGGUACCUGACUUUGUUCUCGUAUGCCUCUGGAAAACAGAUAAAGGAGGAUUAGAUUGGGCUUGAAAUUAAAACAGAACUGAAAAGCAGGGAAUAUAAGAUGAGGAGGGGAAGUGUAAGGGGGAAAAUGUUUUGCGGGUGUUGUGCCUGUCUUGCAGGGAUCAGAAAGGCGUUGCAGGCAGAGCAGUUGGGAUCAUUAAACUGGAAGUCAGCACAGUGUAAAGCCUGGAGUAUUUUGUCUGAUCUCUGGGGUGCUGGUACCUGCCAAAAGCCCUAAGCCUGGUGAUAGCAAGAAGAGAUCAGCUGUAGUUUUGAAUUGGCACGGCUGCUCCAGAAAAUCUGAAGAAUUGCUUAAAUGGAGAGUUUACUCAUAAGCCAUAUGGUUGUUUGCAUUAACUAUUAUGGUGAAAAAAAUCCCAGCCUUAAUUUUUGUGCUUGUAAUAAAUGAAACAAUAAGGAUUAGACUGAAGGACUGCCAUUGUGUUUCUUGGUUUUGUGAAAUUAGAAGAAAUCCUGAAGAUAGCAGAACAGUAUCUAAAGUGAAUUUUGCUCACGUUAAUACUGAGAAUGAAACCCAUAGUUCACAGGAGCAGGAAUAGUGUGUGUAAACUUUGCCAGAAGCGUUGGGUAACUUGAGUUGUUGUUCUAGGAACGUGAUGGGUGUUUGUUCUCCAUGUUUGUUGAAUUUUUUUUAAUUUGUUUGUUGGCAUCCGAUGGUAGGGUCAAGGGCAACUUUAGUAGGUUUUAUUGUGAAAGAGAUGUCAAUAAGCUGGAUUUCUCUAAUAAAUGUUAGCAAGAGGACGUGAGCUAGCAACUCUCUGACCUGGAAACGAACUUUUGGACUCCAUAAUUGCUUGUGGUGCUAGUAGGUGGAAACCAGGAGUUAAAAUCCUCUGUAGAUCAUGCACCAAAAUAAACCAUCCUCUAAACUUUUAAAGUGGUUAGAAGUUAUUGACAGUUUCUUUUUUUUUCUUUGGUUAGUGUUUUCACUUCUGUAAUACUUAAAAGCACACUCCUUGGCCUGGUCUGCUUUUUGCAGAUCUCUGGGUGUUGUUUUUUUUCCCCUUCUGAUUCCUUGAAUUUCACACAUCACUCAGCGUAUCAGCAUUCAGUCUGUAGAUUCCAGGCUCUUCCUCACUAACUUGCAGCUGUUAUUUUAUGUGCACAUUUUUAAAAAUAAAAAUGUUAAGGUAUAGUCUAAAGCUCGUUAGAAGCUUGCCCAUUAAAUUCUAUUUGUAUUCAUUCCAGCUGUCUGCUUGGUUUGCACUUCUUUUGCCAUGUAGAGCCACAACUAUAGGGAAGUAUUAUCUUGCAUAAGGGAUCAAGUUGAAAAUUCAGGGGAGAAAAUUCCUCUUCAAAAUUGAACUGCAUUCUUUAAUGGUGACUAGUUCUGAUGUUGAAGUGCUUGAGUUUUCUUUAGUAAUAUUUGCAUGCAUUAAUUUAUCUGAUUAUUGGUCAGAAGAGUUAUUUAAUGUCAGAGUAAAGCUUAAUUCUUUCAUUACUACUGGGAUUUGAUUAUUAUCAAUAUAGGCUAAUAAAACCUCAGUAGAUUAUUUGUUUCUAGUGCAGAUGAAUCCCAGUUCAUGUAUUCACAUAAUCUUUACUAUUGUUCUAAUUUGUGUAAUACAGUAAUAGAAUUUAAAAAUUAAUGUGCAAGAGCAACUGUAAAAAAAAAAAAAAAAAAAAAAAAAAGCAGUACCUUAACAUUUUUCAAAUUCACUUGCGGGUGUGGGAAAUCGUUACCUCUAAUAUUAAAGUGAUUAACGAGGCAGUCAGGUAAAACAGUGGUUCCAUGUGUCACUGUGUGAGAUUUGUGGAAGUAUUGCAGAUCUUGCACAGAUUUCUUAUCUUCUGCAGAUAAUUUAUUAUUCAUGACCUUUAUGCUUAUUUAAUGUAUAUAAUUGUAAUUUACAUUAUAUAAUAAUUAUUAUAUAUGCAAAAUUUAAGGAGUUGUAGACCACAUCAGUGCAUUUAUUUUAACAAUGCUCUUUAAAAAUAUUAUGAUUAAUCUUCCUUUUACCCCUCCCGUCCCCAGGGUCAAUUAAGUGAGAGCAUGGACCAUGGAGGAGUUGGCCAAUAUGACCUUGGCAUGGAACAUUGUGAAAAAUUUGAGAUUUCAGAAACUAGUGUAAACAGAGGUCCAGAAAAGAUCCGACCAGAGUGCUUUGAGUUACUGCGCGUACUUGGCAAAGGUGGCUAUGGAAAGGUAUUUCAAGUACGAAAAGUAACUGGAGCAAACACCGGGAAAAUAUUUGCCAUGAAAGUUCUUAAAAAGGCAAUGAUUGUAAGGAACGCAAAGGAUACAGCUCAUACAAAAGCAGAGCGGAACAUACUGGAGGAAGUGAAGCAUCCCUUCAUCGUAGACUUAAUUUAUGCCUUUCAGACUGGUGGAAAACUCUACCUCAUCCUUGAGUAUCUCAGUGGAGGAGAACUAUUUAUGCAGUUAGAGAGGGAAGGGAUAUUUAUGGAAGACACGGCUUGCUUUUACUUGGCAGAAAUCUCAAUGGCACUGGGGCACUUGCAUCAAAAAGGAAUUAUCUAUCGUGAUCUGAAGCCAGAAAAUAUCAUGCUUAAUCAUCAAGGUCAUGUAAAAUUGACUGACUUCGGAUUAUGUAAAGAAUCUAUUCACGAUGGAACAGUCACACACACAUUCUGUGGAACAAUUGAAUACAUGGCCCCUGAAAUCUUGAUGAGGAGUGGGCAUAAUCGUGCUGUGGACUGGUGGAGUUUGGGGGCAUUAAUGUAUGACAUGCUGACUGGAGCACCUCCUUUCACUGGGGAGAACAGAAAGAAAACAAUUGACAAGAUUCUCAAGUGUAAACUCAACUUGCCUCCCUACCUCACACAAGAAGCCAGAGAUCUGCUUAAAAAGCUGCUAAAAAGAAAUGCUGCCUCACGUCUAGGAGCUGGUCCUGGAGAUGCUGGAGAAGUUCAGGCUCACCCGUUCUUCAGACACAUUAACUGGGAUGAGCUGUUGGCACGAAAGGUGGAACCUCCUUUUAAACCCUUGUUGCAAUCUGAAGAGGAUGUGAGCCAGUUUGACUCAAAGUUUACACGUCAGACACCAGUUGAUAGCCCAGAUGACUCUACUCUCAGUGAAAGUGCCAACCAGGUCUUUCUGGGUUUUACGUACGUGGCUCCAUCUGUACUUGAAAGCGUAAAAGAGAAAUUUUCUUUUGAACCAAAAAUCCGAUCGCCUCGCAGAUUCAUAGGUAGCCCUAGGACACCAGUCAGCCCUGUAAAGUUUUCCCCUGGGGAAUUCUGGGGAAGAGGUGCUUCUGCCAGCGCAUCAAAUACUCAGACACCUGUGGAAUAUCCAAUGGAGACAAGUGGAAUAGAACAAAUGGAUGUGACAGUCUGUGGAGAGGCCUCGGCACCGCUUCCAAUCCGGCAACCAAACUCUGGGCCAUAUAAAAAACAAGCUUUUCCCAUGAUUUCCAAACGACCAGAGCACUUGCGCAUGAAUCUAUGACAACACCAUUUUUUUUUAAGCCUUUGAAGGUGGAAAACAAAGAACGGACAUAAGCCCCCUUGAAGUCGAAAUGUGAGGGCUUGUAUGGUUUACUUUUAAAAAGUGACAGUAUCAAAGAGUCAGUCCUUGCACAGAGCGACUUGGAAAGCAAAGAAAAAAUGGAUUUUUUUUUUUCUGUCAAUCAAUGGUGCAUAAAAAAAAAACUUUAGAAAAUGGUAUUGCAGAACUCUAGGCACAUCAUCUAACUGAUUCGCAGUGACAUCUUCUCACCUUAUCAAGGAUUUUUCAGCUUGAUAGCUUGAAACUGACAGUAUUAAGGGUCAGGAUGUUGCUUCGGAAUCACUGGUCUAGUCGUGAAUGUGUCGAGGAGGGUUAGCCCUUUCACUAGGCAAACUCUGAAAUGCCUACGCGCUUGCGUCUGAGGAAUAAUUAGCAUGCAAGCUUGGUUAAGCUGUUUCCUACAAUGGGGUGGAAUCAAAGAUGAAAGAUAAAAUUAAUUGGUAUUUCACAUUCAAAACAUAAUGAGUUUUUUAUAUAUAUAAAAAUAUAUAUUUUUCAAAUAGAUUUUUUUGAUUCAGCUCAUUAUGGAACGUAUCCCAAAAUUAGAAAAGAAAAAAAAAAAAAAAAAGCAAAAUAAUUGGUUGCUGUGAAGAAAGCAAAGGCUCUAGUUCUGAUUCUUCUCCUCAUGAAACAACAAAUCAAUAAGCGAAUCGCUCAAUGACCAGCUUGGCAAUGUGGGGUGGGAGAGAACUCUUUUCACUUGCUUCCCCAGCUGAAAUCCCUGUUCCUGCAAAGACACCCGGAUCCAAUCAAACGGCAAUGCUGCUAUGUUCUAGGCUUAACUGGAAGCCGUGGGCUCACACACGUGUCCUGCUUAUUUCAGCCAUGUCCUCAGCAGACAUUUCACUGGGAAAGAUCACUUUUGUAUACCCUAGUCCUUAGCUGGAGACAGCCAAAUGCCUUCAGAUUCUUACCCAUAGAAAAAAGAUCAGGAAAAAGUGCAUCGGAAUUCCAAGGUCAGUGGAAACACAUAGGAAAUACCACAGGAAACAUAUCCAAAUUCUACCUAGUAUAAGGAAAUAAAUAAACCUCUUUGUAACCAGUG